AAACUUCUGAGCUCCCACUCCUCCCGUUUGCUCCACUUUGGCAAUGUUAUUUGAAAGUGAAAACGGCUCCUCAGUGGGGCCAAACACCAAAGCAGAGCCUGACAUUGUGUGCCUUCCUACGCCUGGUUCUUUUUUCUAGCUCUUACCUGGUCAGCGUGCGCAGACAUGUCACAUCGCAAAUUUCACGCACCACGCCAUGGACACUUGGGCUUUCUCCCCCGCAAGCGUAGCAAAAGGCACCGAGGCAGAGUGCGUACUUGGCCUAAAGAUGACCCCAGCAAACCUGUGCACCUCACCGCCUUCUUGGGAUACAAGGCUGGCAUGACCCACACCCUCAGAGAGGUGCACCGCGUUGGUCUCAAGCAAACAAAGCGUGAAGAAGUGGAGGCGGUUACCAUCAUUGAGACCCCCCCGCUCAUAGUGGUCGGAGUGGUGGGCUACAUCCGCACCGUGCGGGGUCUGCGCGCCCUGAAGACCAUCUUUGCUGAACAUCUCAGUGACGAGUGCAAGCGCAGAUUCUACAAAAACUGGCACAAGAGCAAGAAGAAAGCCUUCACUAAAUACAGUAAAAAGUGGAAAGACGAAGCCGGGAAGAAAGCGCUGGACAAGGAUUUUACUCUGAUGAAAAAAUAUUGUUCAGUCAUUCGGGUUAUUGUUCACUCUCAGAUGCGAUUGCUGCCCAUAAAGCAGAAGAAGGCUCACGUCUUGGAGGUGCAGUUAAACGGGGGGAGCAUUUCGCAAAAGGUCGACUGGGCAAAGGAGCGCCUGGAGCAAGCGGUGCACGUGUCGGCAGUUUUUCACCAGGACGAGUUGAUUGAUAUCAUUGGGGUUACAAAGGGUCACGGCGUUAAAGGUGUGACAAGCCGCUGGCACACAAAGAAGCUCCCCAGGAAAACUCACAAGGGGCUGCGGAAGGUGGCGUGCAUCGGAGCAUGGCAUCCAGCUCGAGUGGGCUUCAGUAUAGCACGGGCCGGUCAAAAGGGCUUUCACCACCGUACUGAGAUCAACAAGAAGAUCUAUCGACUUGGUCGAGGCGUUCAUAUCCAGGAUGGAAAGGUGAUCCGGAAUAAUGCCUCCACGAGCUAUGACAUCAGCCAGAAGACCAUUUCCCCCAUGGGAGGCUUUCCACACUACGGGGAGGUGAAUAAUGAUUUUGUCAUGGUGAAAGGUUGCGUUGUCGGUGCCAAAAAACGCGUCCUCAUACUCCGAAAGUCUUUGCUGGUGCACACGUCUCGCAAAUCAUUGGAAACCAUCGAGCUCAAAUUCAUUGACACCACGUCCAAGUUUGGUCACGGUCGCUUCCAGACCGCGCAGGAGAAAAGAGCUUUUAUGGGUCCGCAAAAGAAGGAUGUCUUUAAAACUCCGCCAGUGCCUCAACCAGAGGAGGUCUAAAACAUUUGGCAGUAUUUUCUGUGAUGAAGCAGAGAUUUUGAAAGGAAGGUGAAAUUGAUCAUUAAAAAUAAAAUAAAGGUUUUAUUGAAC
This is a messenger RNA of Hippocampus zosterae (dwarf seahorse), 1482 nucleotides long. RefSeq names its product 60S ribosomal protein L3-like. Gene Ontology annotation, molecular function: RNA binding; structural constituent of ribosome. The coding region runs from base 166 to 1392 and encodes 408 amino acids. The record is from RefSeq and is a predicted model, not a curated record. Gene Ontology annotation, cellular component: ribosome; cytosolic large ribosomal subunit. Gene Ontology annotation, biological process: translation; ribosomal large subunit assembly. The transcript is spliced from 10 exons. Lineage: Eukaryota; Metazoa; Chordata; Actinopteri; Syngnathiformes; Syngnathidae.